ACAGAAAUUUGCAGAUGCUGAAAACAAAGCUGUGAAUUAUUUGUUGCAAAACGUUGCACAGUCGCAAAACACCUUUGUCUUAGCCAUCGUGACUUAUGCUCUCACUCAAGCAAAGAUCAACCACCCUGACCUCCACUCAGCCUACCUUCGCUUGAAGAAUGAAGCUCAAGUGAAAGGAAACCCUCCAGUCUACCGUUUCUGGAAAGAGACCCCCGUCAAAUUCGACGCCAGCAUUCCCUCUGAGGGCAACGCCAGGAUGGUUGAAACCACCGCCUACGUCUUGCUGUCCAUUUUGCUGAAAGGCGACCACAACUACGCCAAGUCGGUCAUGAAAUGGUUGACCGAAGAGCAGAGAUUUGGGGGUGGAUUUUAUUCGACCCAGGAUACAGUUAUUGCUUUGGAGUGCUUGACCGAAUAUUCCAUCCUGAUUAAACGGCUCACGCUGGACAUGAACGUCAAAGCGUCUUACAAAUUUCAGGGAGAUUUCCACACGUACAGGCUCACGCAUCACAAUUACAUCGGCCGGCCUGUGGAUGCUUCCGUGAAGGAUAAUAUAGACAUACACACAGGGAGCAGUACCGGGACAGCAGCUGUGACUCUGAGAAGCGUGUAUUAUGUCAGCAGCGUUUCUGAAGACACUUGUGACUUUCAGUUGAAGAUUGAUGUCACGCUAGACGAUUCCAGGAAAUGAGUUCCUGUGCGUUGGUUUUCGAAUAACUGAAAUUUACCGGGUGGGAGUGCCAAGUCCAGGAACCUUCUCGGUGUAUGAUUAUCAUGAGCCUGAUAAAAAGUGCACUAUCUUUUAUAAUGCUUACGGAGAAGAAUCUCUUGUCAAGUUAUGUGAAGGCAGUGAAUGCAGAUGUAUGGAAG
Thamnophis sirtalis is the source of this 870-nucleotide messenger RNA. NCBI's taxonomy places the organism in Eukaryota, Metazoa, Chordata, Lepidosauria, Squamata, Natricidae. The record is from RefSeq and is a predicted model, not a curated record.